AUGGAUUCAAGCGAUGAUGAACAUGACAUAAUCAGACAAUUUCAAGCAAAACGGAGGCGAAUAGAGCGUUCAAAUUCAAAAGAAUUGGAUUUAGAUAUUGAUUCAGAAAUUAUUAAUGAACCAGUUUAUGUGCCGUUGAAACAAAGACGUCUGAAGCUGCUUGAACGUCUACAUGGUGGAAAUUCUGGAGACGAAAACUCUCAAAAUUCAGCAGAUAGUCGAAAGUACUCGCACACCAAUCACAAUCAUGUUGACGAAGAAAUCACUGUCGGCCCACAAGCGCAAUUCACUCUUCUGGAACAAUCGACUGAAUUAAAAAAAAAACAAACUGAUUCUGAACAAACAAACACAGAUAAAAUUCUUCAAGAAGAACAACGGAUUCUUGAAAAUGUGGUUGAAACGAAAGCUUUAAUGGGUGUUGCUGAAUUGGCCAAAGGCAUUGAGUAUACAGAACCUAUCAAAACAAGCUGGCGUCCCCCACGUGCAAUCAAAUCAAUGGAAAAUGAACGUCACCAAAGAGUACGAUCACGUUAUAAUAUUAUCGUAGAAGGAGAUGAUAUUCCAGCCCCACUGCAAACAUUCGAAAGCAUGAAAUUUCCUCCGGGCAUAUUGAAUGCGCUUGCGGAAAAAAAAAUUUCUCGUCCAACGCCAAUACAAAUGCAGGGACUUCCUGCUGUUUUAUCCGGACGAGAUCUAAUCGGUAUUGCUUAUACAGGAAGUGGUAAAACACUUGUGUUUGCUUUACCAAUCAUCAUGUUUUGUUGCGAACAAGAAUUAGCCAUGCCAUUCGUCAAAAAUGAAGGACCGUACGGUUUGAUUGUUUGUCCAUCGAGAGAAUUAGCUCGACAAACUCAGACAGUCAUCUCGAAUAUUUGUGAUCAUUUACAUCGUUCUGGUAUGCCAAAACUACGUAUAGCAACGUGUGUAGGUGGAACGGCUAUUAAAGAUCAACUAGAUACAAUUAAACAAGGUGUUCAUAUUGUUGUUGCUACACCUGGUCGUUUAAUGGAUAUGCUUGAUAAAAAGUUACUGUAUUUGGAUAUAUGUCGGUAUUUAUGUUUGGACGAAGCUGACCGUAUGAUCGAUUUGGGAUUUGAAGAAGAUGUGAGAAAUAUUAUUUCACAUUUCAAGACUCAACGUCAAACGUUAUUAUUUUCUGCUACAAUGCCGAAAAAAAUACAGAAUUUUGCUAAAAGUGCCCUAGUGAAACCAAUAACGAUUAAUGUUGGACGUGCAGGUGCUGCCAGUCUUGAAGUGAAACAAGAAAUCGAACACGUUAUGGCUGAAGCACGAGUUGUACAGUUGCUUUCAACAUUACAAAAGACUUCACCGCCAGUGCUAAUAUUUGCUCAGCGUAAACAAGAUGUGGAUGCCAUUCACGAGUAUCUAUUAUUGAAAGGCGUUGAAGCUGUUGCAAUUCAUGGCGGCAAAGCUCAAAGACGUUUUUUUAUGCCAUAUUUAGAUCAAGUCGAGCGAUUUUGGGCUGUAGAAAAAUUUGUUACAAAAGAAAAAGAUGUUCUCGUGGCAACAGAUGUAGCAUCGAAAGGACUUGAUUUUCCUGAUAUACAACAUGUUAUUAACUUUGAUUUACCGGAAGAUAUUGAAAAUUAUGUUCAUCGAAUCGGAAGAACCGGUCGAUGUGGAAAAGUUGGUUUAGCCACCACGUUUGUCAAUAGAACAUGUGAUGAACCAGGAUGUUCCUAUUGUAAUGGUCUUGGUCAUCGUAUUACAAAUUGUCCAAAACUUGAAUCGCAACAAAAUAAACAAGCCAAUAAUUUGAAAAAGAACGAUUUCUUGGCAAAAGGGCAUUCAGAUUGGUAA
Didymodactylos carnosus is the source of this 1821-nucleotide messenger RNA. Lineage: Eukaryota; Metazoa; Rotifera; Eurotatoria; Philodinida; Philodinidae. The record is from the annotation of a GenBank genome assembly.